UGGCCGGUUAUAGUCCAUGGGGUCGCACAGAGUUGGAUACGACUGAAGCAACUUAACACAUGUCUUGGCUACUGUAAACAGUGCUGCAGUGAACAUUGGGUGAAUAUAUCUUUUCAGUUAGAGGUUUCAUCUUUUCUGGAUAUAUGCCGGAGAGUGAGAUUGCGGGACUAUAUGGUAGAUCUAUUUUUAGUUUUUUAGGGAAACUAUACUGUUUUCCACCAUGUCUGCACCACUUUACAUUCCCACCAACAGUGUAGGAGGCUUCUUUUCCCACACCUUUGCCAGUACUUAUUAUUGUUGUUUAGUCCAUAAGUCGUGUCUGACUCUUUUGUGACCCCAUGGACUAUAGCCCGCCAGGCUCCUCUGUCCAUGGGAUUUCCCAAGCAAGAAUACUAAAGUGGGUUGUCACUUCCUUCUUCAGCAGAUCUUCCUGACUCAGGGAUUGAACUCAAGUCUCCUGCUUGGCAGGUGGAUUCCUUACCACUGAGCCACCUGAGAAGCCCGAUAGUAGAAAUAUCCUCCUCUAAAAGAUAGGAACUCAUGGAGGGAUAUGUAUGGGCUGUGAAACUGUAUUCUCCUCUGACAUGCUGAGGCAGGAAUGGCAGCCCUGUUGGGGACCUAUCUGAAUAGUUCAGAAGGGACAACCCAUCCUUUAGGAAAAUCAGGCAUGGUGGGCAUGGGGCUCAGUUGUCCAUUGACUGUUCCCAGCGAGCUUACUGGGGCAAUCCAUCCUCUUCAUUUUAAACUCUUAAUGUAUUAGUUGCAUACUUGGUGGCCUCAGGGGAAAGACUUGGUUUUGGAGCCCAUUGGAUUUUGUUUAACUGCUCCAUGUUAAUAAUACCAGCUCAUCCAUCAAGUACCAAAGAAAAUGUACUGAAAACUUUUGUACUUUCUGAAUUCCUCCCAGAGAGAAAAGAGCUUCCAGCAACUCCCUACCAGCUUCACUUACAUUUAAGAACACCAUGGUGGGGAAAGGACACAAGUACCCACCUGGCCAGAGCUCCCAAUGACCCAAUCUGGGACAAGCUGAGUGAGAAAAUAAAUAAUCAUCAUAACAGAUGAUAAGAAUAAAGCAGUAUCCAUGAAUCCAUAUUGGGAUAAAUAAAUGAUUGCACAGGUAAAAAAAAUGGGGGAAAGCUCAUUCUUCCAGCAGAAUUCCAGUCGUUAAAUCUAAAAGGAGUGAUGGGCAUUUAACACACAUCACACCAGUGGGUCAGGGAUGGGGGCAGACAGGAGUGGGCUGGAGUGUGAUACAAAACAGGGUAUUUGCAGAGUCUCAAAGUAUCAUCUUCCACAAGACACUUAUUCAUUACAAAGGGAGAAGCAGUAACUCUGCAGGGAGCUGCCCAUCAUCCAGUGACGCCACCUUAACCAAGGAAUCAAGGUCAGCAUCACUGUGGGGGGACAUCCUGGCACCAUAGACCCCCUGAUAGGAUGCACGGCGAAGGCAUAAGAUCCCUGCAGUGGCAUUCCUGCCCAAGCCCUCAACCUCAUCAUGAGGAAGCAUCAGGCAGACCCCAAGUGGGCUCUGAAGUCUUUCUCCCUCUGUUUAAACCUGGCUGCCCUAUGACUCAUUGGGUGGCUUUGGAAAGUCACUUCACUUCUUGCCUCAGCUUCCUCAUCUGUAAAAUGAGGAUUGUACCAGUACCACCUCAGACAGGUAUAUGGAGAGUUAAGUGUGUUGAUAAAGUACAUGUGCAGUGCCUACAGCGGUGGUGUGGCUCGGAGCGAGGGCUGUGAUAGUGUCUGCAGUUAUCCUGUGAGACCAGCAGCGUCUUCUGCCGACCUCAGGGAUAUUUGUUUCUUUCCUUUUUCCCCUCUCACUCUGCUUCUGGAAGCUUCCAGUGCAAGCCCUGGUGCUGAGCCCUCCUCCACCAGCUGUUUUGUUCUAACAGUUUUUCCCACUCCCCAGUAGGUAGUUGAAGCACCAGUAUCUGGACCUUAAGGAUCAUCUGCUUUUGUAAGAAUCAGAAUGAGUGCUCUCUCAGUUAGGGCUGUUGAAAAGACAGAGCUCAUGUCACCAGAGAACCUUCUGCGGGCCAGUUUCCUUUAUCCCAGCCCGGGGUCCAGACCUUUCUGGGCUGGGCUUGUGGGACCUUGUGGUUUAGGGGAGUGGUGGUGUGGAUCUGUGUCACAAUGACCUGGCUGAGCCCUAACCCCAUGUCACAUGUUUAGCACCCGUUCAGCCAAUGAGACUGUGGUACACACACGCAGCCUGAGUCCCCGCUUGGCCUUGCCUUUGAUGUCACAAUCGGACCUUGUGGAUAUUAACCUGGCCGCAGCUGCUCACACACCAGUUGGCAAGGUUAGGAGGACCAGUGCAGUAGGAUGUGGAAGAGAAUUGACCAUCAGCUCAAGAUCAAGGCAGGGGAUGGGCCGCAGGCAGGCCAGUUCAAGGAACUGGGUCCAGGUCGGGAACCUGCUGUGCCACACCCUCUCUCGCUGUCGGAAUUCCAGACCGUCCCAGUGUUUGAGGACAUCAGCCAGCACGUCAAAGAAGUGGGGGACCAGCUGGUGAAGAAAGUCAAUGCCAUCUUCCAGCUGGACAUCACCAAAGAUGGGAAGACUGUCCACCAGUGGACCAUUGAUCUGAAGAAUGGCUCUGGGGACACGUAUCUAGGACCUGCCAGGCUCCCAGCGGACACCGUCUUCACAAUCCCUGAGCCUGUCUUCAUGGAGUUGAUUUUGGGCAAAAUGAACCCUCAGAAGGCUUUCCUUGCCGGCAAGUUCAAAGUGAGUGGCAAAGUUCUGCUUGGCCAGAAGCUGGAGAGAGUUUUCAAGGACUGGGCUAAGUGGUAAGCCUGCCGAAAUAUCAGGAAAAUGAGCAGACCUUCUCUCCAAUUAUAAGGUCAAGCAGCAAUCAUGCUUAAGCUGAAGAUUAAAACAAAAAGUAUUCAAUAUUUUUACUCAAAUUCUUCCUAUUCAAGUUUGAUUAAUGUUCCUGCUGAUGUGUUAAUUUGGAGCGAGGGUUCUAGAGCAGUAAAGAGAGUUGCAGUGUA
Messenger RNA from Bubalus bubalis (water buffalo), 2999 nucleotides. RefSeq names its product SCP2 sterol binding domain containing 1 (gene SCP2D1). Lineage: Eukaryota; Metazoa; Chordata; Mammalia; Artiodactyla; Bovidae. The transcript has a single exon. The record is from RefSeq and is a predicted model, not a curated record. The coding region runs from base 2329 to 2799 and encodes 156 amino acids. Gene Ontology annotation, cellular component: cytosol.